AUGGCAACCUCGUUGUCUGAUCUGACUACUACUGUGGAAUCUGCUUUGUCGAGCCUCCCACCUUCUGAUAAAAUCGAAGAUGCCGAGCGUAUGCGGCUCCUAGGCAUAAUCAACCAGCUUCAAACGGCGCUAGAGCCUCCUCUUCUGUCUAUUCAGCGGCUUUGUUUCUCACAUUAUGGUAUCGUUGCCGUUCGGGUCGCCCAGGGUAUGGGGGUUUUCGACUCAUUCGUCGAAGCCCAGGGUACGGAGAUGACCUUAGCAGAACUUUCAUCAAAAACUAAAGGCGAUGAAGCGCUUUUAAAACGUAUUAUGCGUUAUCUUUGUGCGCAUCAUAUCUUUAAGGAAACUACUCAAAACACAUACCAGCCUUUACCGCUAGCCAUGAUUUUCGGGACCGGCUCUGUACCCGGAGACAUGAUUAAACACUUUCAUACAAAUUUACAAGUGACUGCAAAGAUGUUUGAGUAUUUCGAGAAGAACGGUUAUAAAAACCCUGAGGAUCUUAACGACGCUCCCUUUCAACUUGCAUACAACACACGCGAUACCUAUUUCGAAUGGCUGCAAAAGAAUCCUACAGAACAACAAGUCUUCAACUCGGUCAUGACGGAGAGUCUACAGUAUUGCGGCAAGGACUGGUUCAACAUCUACCCCGUCCCAGAGAAGCUGAAGUGCUCUCCAUCCCGCGUUUUGCUUGUUGAUAUCGGCGGUGGUGUCGGCCAUGAUAUUAUAGCUUUUAGGAAACAGUUCCCUGAGCUACCAGGCAAGCUGGUUGUUCAGGAUCUGGCCCACGUGAUUGAUGACAUCCAAGAGCCAUUACCAGACAGUAUUACUGCAGUUGCACACAAUAUGUUUGAUCCACAGCCAUUCCGUGGUGCUAAGUCGUACUAUAUGCGAACAGUAUUGCAUGAUUUCCCGGACAGACAAGUCGUGGCUGCUCUGUCUCGCAUCCGUGAAGCCAUGGCGGAAGACUCCAUCUUGCUCAUCCAUGAGCACACGGUUCCUGAAGGACCUAAUAUGCCACCGCUAGCAGCGACUCUUGAUCUUCAUAUGAUGGAAAUCUUCUCCUCCCUAGAGCGAACAGAGGAGCAGUGGAUUGCUCUCCUUGAAAAGGCAGAGUUCAAGGUGAAUAAAAUCUGGAAGGACCAGUCUAAUGCCCAUCACACUGCUCUGUUUGAGGCUACUUUGUAA
This is a messenger RNA of Talaromyces proteolyticus, 1188 nucleotides long. RefSeq names its product putative O-methyltransferase. The record is from RefSeq and is a predicted model, not a curated record. NCBI's taxonomy places the organism in Eukaryota, Fungi, Ascomycota, Eurotiomycetes, Eurotiales, Trichocomaceae. The coding region runs from base 1 to 1188 and encodes 395 amino acids. Gene Ontology annotation, molecular function: O-methyltransferase activity. The transcript is spliced from 4 exons.